Molecule: messenger RNA, 642 nt
Organism: Oryzias melastigma (Indian medaka)
Lineage: Eukaryota; Metazoa; Chordata; Actinopteri; Beloniformes; Adrianichthyidae
Product: L-selectin-like
Exons: 3
Coding region: 27-494 (155 amino acids)
Source: RefSeq, a predicted model, not a curated record
AAAGCUACAUUUUCAUCAAUCAGUCGAUGUCAUGGAGUUCUGCUCAGCAGUACUGCAGGGAAAACUACACGGACUUGGCUAUGAUCGAGAACCAGGAGGAAAACAUGGAGGCUCUGAAUGCUAAACCAAACAGUUCUAUGGUCUGGAUUGGUCUUUAUCGAAAACCCUGGACCUGGUCUGAUGGAACCCUGAGCUCCUUCAGAAACUGGUUACCCUCUGGUUUAAACAACAACAAUGGAAACCAACACUGUGGAAUCGAGUUUUCCACCCAUGGUUGGGCCGAUGAGCUCUGUAGUUACAAAAGAGUUUUCAUAUGCCACCAAGUUUCAAGGAUGAAGACCACAUUGAAAUUGAAAUUCAUCACUGAUUCUGACCUGACUGACCCAAAAGUCAAAGCCCAGAUCCUGCAGCAGCUUUCUGCUUUGCUCACAAAAGACAGAUGGACCGACUUCAGCCUGCAGUGGACGAUUCAACCCCAAAAACCCUCAGAGUGAUGCAAAGAUGGUCCUCCAGCUGACCUCCACGUCUUCAUGCUUUAGAAGAUUUUUGAAGAUGCAUUAUAGUUGUGUCAGUUUAAAACAAACUGAAAAAACUAACUGAUAUAUUGUGUGUAAUAAUUAAUGUCACAACAUCUUUUUGUUU